Molecule: messenger RNA, 1794 nt
Organism: Micropterus salmoides (largemouth bass)
Lineage: Eukaryota; Metazoa; Chordata; Actinopteri; Centrarchiformes; Centrarchidae
Gene: golga7ba
Product: golgin A7 family, member Ba
Exons: 6
Coding region: 115-591 (158 amino acids)
Biological process (GO): protein targeting to membrane; peptidyl-L-cysteine S-palmitoylation
Cellular component (GO): palmitoyltransferase complex
Source: RefSeq, a predicted model, not a curated record
CUACUGCCACUGCAAACCACAUUUUCCUCAAGUUGCUCCUUCACCCGUCCCCGUGUCCCACUAAAGCGGUUACAGCGCGUGCAGGGACUCGUCCCUACGGCUGCUGAUGGCAACAUGGCGACAGAGUUCCACAAUCUGCAGGAGCUGAGGCACAGUGCAUCUCUGGCUAACAAAGUCUUCAUCCAGAGAGACUACAGCGAAGGGACCACCUGCAAGUUUCAGACCAAGUUCCCCUCUGAGCUGGAGAGCAGGAUUGAGCGGACACUGUUCGAGGACACUGUGAAGACGCUUAAUAACUACUACGCAGAGGCAGAAAAGAUAGGAGGGCAGUCCUACCUGGAGGGGUGCCUGGCUUGCGCUACAGCAUAUCUCAUCUUCCUCUGCAUGGAGACACGCUACGAGAAGGUGUUGAAGAAGAUAGCGAAGUACAUUCAGGAGCAGAAUGAGAAGAUCUAUGCUCCAAGAGGGCUGCUCAUCACGGAUCCCAUCGAAAGGGGAAUGCGCGUCAUAGAGAUUUCCAUCUAUGAAGACCGGGGGUCCAGUGGCUCCAGCUCAGGGAGCAGCUCUGUGUCUGGCAGCACUGCUCGAUGACUGGGUACCUCCUAACAUUAAUGAUCCCCCUGAUCAUUCACAACCCUGGAGGAGAACGAAGGACAAUGACACUACUCCUGUUCCAACUCGUCACCCAAGCAUCCCAAAGCUACGCUCACACAAAGGAUUUGCUGGCUUUUAACAAAGAGAGGCAUGUUGCUCCUGACGUGGCCUUCACGUGCUAACAUUGUUUAAGCUCCCCCCACCACAGUGAACGCUUAAAACACACUUUAGUAGUUUGUUGCAAAGCAAUGUGCAUGCAUCAAAAAAGUGUCAUGUUACUGGAGGAUGCAAUGUCUCAAAACAUUUUGCUAGUACUGCUUUGUGUGAUCGUACCAUCACCUUCCUUCCUGUCUUCUUUGAUGUGACCACAGCUAUGUGUAAUCUGAUGGGUGAGAAAAGGAGGGAGGGAGGGAAGAAGGAAGGAGGUGUAGAGGGAGGAGUGAAGACCACAACGAGCCACGCCAAACCUCAUACCUCAGCCACCACAGUUGCACCAUGUAGUCCAGAUCAGCCACAGCCGAACCCGGAUCAACCAAAUUUGGACUGAACUCCUCACCCUCAACCCUGCACACCAGACAUUGGCUUUUAAAAAAUGUUUUCUGUAGCUCUAUCUUGAGUUGUAAGUAGGAUGUACAAGUAUUUGAAUAGACCAUCACAAGGUUUCACCCCCCCCAGAACCCAGAUAAAGUGUACAAAGAACCUCUUCCUCCUUCACCUCCGAUGUAAAUCAUGCUGUCUGGUAGCAGAUGAAUGUCAUUUAGCCCAUCCAUGUAUAUUAUGUAGCAGAUCUUCCAUAUUUCUCACAUGAAGCCUAUAUUUUAAUUGUUAGACACACAAAUGCAGACACAUUACAAGUACUACUAAUCUCUUGGUUUCAAUGAGUGAGACAAACUCUUCCUAAAUUUUGAUUAUGCAAAGACAUACUGUGCAUUAAAUGCAGUAGUAAAAGGAUGGGUCACAAAGUCUUCCUGAAUCAUACCCAUUGUUUUAAAAUACACCUCCACUUCCUCGAUUUCUGAACAAACUUCCAAAGAACAGUUAACUGCCAAAAAAACUGGCUCGCAAAUGUGAAUGUGUCUUUUAUUUUGGUGACAUUUUGUGCAAGAACAAACUUUCGUACUGCUUGUUGUUUGAUACACAUGGCAAUGGGGUAUAUAUGACUGGUGUCAAAUAAAUGCUGUUUCAUCACAGCUGCACAGA